Messenger RNA from Podarcis raffonei (Aeolian wall lizard), 2709 nucleotides. RefSeq names its product TNF receptor superfamily member 11a (gene TNFRSF11A). Lineage: Eukaryota; Metazoa; Chordata; Lepidosauria; Squamata; Lacertidae. Gene Ontology annotation, biological process: response to interleukin-1; positive regulation of bone resorption; multinuclear osteoclast differentiation. The coding region runs from base 312 to 2297 and encodes 661 amino acids. Gene Ontology annotation, molecular function: tumor necrosis factor receptor activity; cytokine binding. Gene Ontology annotation, cellular component: external side of plasma membrane. The transcript is spliced from 10 exons. The record is from RefSeq and is a predicted model, not a curated record.
CCAUGAAACGUUUUGAAUUAGGAGGAGCGAGGAAAAGGAACGGACCAUGAGGGAGUUAAUACACACACACAUACUGAGAAAGUGGCAACUCUGCAAGUUGAGUCCUGAGGAAAUGCUGUGGGAACUGUAGCCAGAAGGGGAGGGACUUUCUGUUUCCCUCACUUGUGCGCUGUCUCUUUCUCGCCAGCUCUCUUCCCUUGUGGCUGAAAGGCAGGAGGAGAGGAAUCGGUCACUUAAAUGUGCCUCUGCCUGAGGCUUAGUUUGGAGGACUUUAUUCCUGCUCAGCAGCUGCAAGCAAAACACUCCUGGAUAUGGCUAUCUCAGGAAGCUUCUGGCUUGUUGUUUUCACCGUUUUCAUCACUGAAUUACAACAGCUGUCCUUACAAAUCACCCCUCCCUGUAGCAGUGAGCAGCAUUAUGAAUAUUCUGGACGGUGCUGCACCAAAUGUGAGCCAGGAAAGUACAUGUCUGCCAAAUGCACUCGCACUUCAGAGACCGUAUGCCAGCCCUGUGGUCCAAAUGAGUAUAUGGACACCUGGAAUGAAGAAGAAAAGUGCUCGCUUCAUAAAAUAUGUGACCAAGGAAGAGCUUUGAUAGAAGUGAACCCGGGAAACAGCACAAACCAGCGGCAGUGUGCCUGCAUAGCUGGCUACCACUGGAAUGAAGACUGCGACUGCUGCCGGAGAAACAAGAAAUGUCCCCCUGGCUCUGGAGUCAGGCAUCCCAUACAACAAAAUAAGGACACAGUGUGCAUGCCGUGCCCAAGAGGAUCCUUCUCUAAUGUCUCUUCCGCGACUGAUGCAUGCAAAAUGUGGACCAACUGCACAGCUCUAGGAACUGAGGAAAAAAUUCCUGGGAACAGAUUGGCUGAUGUCGUUUGUAAGAAGCAGCUGAAGCAGCCACAAGACGAAACCAACACAUUAUUUUAUAUACUGAUUAUUCCACUCCUCAUUGCCUUGGUUGGCAUUGCCAUCUUUGUGAUACUCUAUCGCAAUAAAGGGAAAGCACUGACAGCAAAUCUACAGUACUGGGCUAAUGACAUGUGCAAGCAAAUGAAAGGGACAAAGGACUCUCCUCAUGGUACAUUUGUGAACAGAAGCGUGGCAAGCCCAGCUGGUCUUCGGCUUUUGGGGGGCACAUAUUUGCUGGACCUUGACGAAUAUUCUUUUUCAGAGGAUGCAUGUUACCCCCAUGGAGACAUCCUGAAUAGGAAAGCAAGCCCUGAUGCAAUCCACUGUGAACUGGGAGACGAUUUCCCAACGCUGCCUCCCAUAGCUGUGUCUGAAGAUGACCAGUUUAGGCAGAUACCCACAGAGGACGAGUAUACGGACAGAACGACCCAGGGGCCUUGCUAUUUUCCUUUACUGGGUAGACCUGAAAGCAAGCCUGUGUCGCCAUUCUCUGAGCCACUGGAAGUAGGAGAAAAUGACAGCUUGAGUCAGUGCUUCACGGGGACUGAGAGUUUGAUAGACUCAGCAAACUGCUGCUGCUCAGACCCUUCAUGUGGAAUGGACCCUGUUCAUGCCCCCUCACACCAAUGCCUGCAGAACUCUUUUCAUCAGUCCGCCUGCAGUAGCAUGGGAGAUGCCGAUAACCGAGGCAUAGGUGUCUCCUUCUCAGUGCCCAAGGAAAUCAGGUGUGCUGCCUGUUGUGUGUCCUGCAGAGAAUCUUCCAGCAAAGCUGGCAGCACCAUGCAUUCUUUAAAAGAAAGUGGGCCUUCUCCACUGUGCACCUGUUGCUUGGACUCUCCCUCGGUGGAUCAGUGUGGUUCGGCAAGCAACAAUGGUGUCAGAAGUGAUCCAUCUGACGGAAACGGCACAAAGGACCAUAAUGCAAAACGAGCUCCUGAGUCAUCAAACGGCAGCACUUCAGAUCCCCCAUCAGCAUCUGGAAAUGUGACUGGAAAUGGCAACUCUACAUUCAUUUCAAGCGGGCAAGUGAUGAAUUUCAAAGGUGAAAUCAUCGUCGUCUACGUGAGCCAGAAUUCCCAAGAAGGGUCUAUGUCUCCCGGAUCGAGUGACGACAGCCUGGGCAGCCCAGUGCAAGAGGAAAACCUGGACCGCUGCGAGACCUUUGUGGGCAACGCUCACCAAUAUAAGGAAAAAUGUGCUGAGAUGAAUUCAUAUCACAGUGUGGGUGAUGAGCCGCCGAGCAUUGUGGGAGAGUACAAGAGAACUGCUGGGCCUAUAGCUCAAGAAGAGAUGCAUGAGAGUCAGAAACUUUUCUCUAGUGAGGCCUCGCCGCCUGUGCAAGAGGAGGGAAAGCCAGGGCAGUUUCUAAAGCAACCAUUGCACUGAUGGAACCAAGGCCUGAAUUGCUGGUUUCUGGCAUUUGGUCAAAAGGACACGAUGACUGAAUGUGUUCUAGCAAACAGCACCUGGGUAGCAAUCUUCUAUUUGUUGUCGUCGUCAGAACGCUGCGGCGGACAGAUGAGAAGUAGGGUCUUUUCUGGAUGACGAUCCCUCUGCUAUAAAAGGAAGCAGGAAACUUCAGUACGCUUUGGUGCUAUAGGGUACGUCUCUCACAACAAGCUGAAUAUUUCAGGAUUCAGGCGCAAGAGGCAUUGCUGCUGUUCCAAAUGCCCCAAAUGUCUCGGGAAAUAAGCUCCCGAGCAUCUUGUACAUAUCGCCAAACUUAUCUAGUCUUGCAUCUUGUUAGAACGGUAGACCGGCUGUUAGGGAGAAACUCUGUUCCGUUUGCUUUUAAAGU